Scaptodrosophila lebanonensis is the source of this 376-nucleotide messenger RNA. It is a transcript of the gene Sf3b5, whose product is annotated as splicing factor 3B subunit 5. NCBI's taxonomy places the organism in Eukaryota, Metazoa, Arthropoda, Insecta, Diptera, Drosophilidae. Bases 83 to 340 code for a protein of 85 amino acids. The record is from RefSeq and is a predicted model, not a curated record. Gene Ontology annotation, biological process: mRNA splicing, via spliceosome. The transcript has a single exon. Gene Ontology annotation, cellular component: precatalytic spliceosome; U2 snRNP.
AAAUAGAAGUCAAUACAGAGACACUGAGCGGAGCUAAGUUGAACACCUUAAUAUUUGUCAAAUUAAACGAAAUUAAUUGAAAAUGGGCGAACGUUACAAUAUCCAUAGUCAAUUGGAGCAUCUGCAGAGCAAAUACAUUGGAACAGGCCAUGCAGAUACCACUAAAUUUGAGUGGCUAACUAACCAGCACAGGGAUUCGCUGGCCAGCUACAUGGGGCACUACGAUAUGCUGAAUUACUUUGCCAUUGCGGAGAACGAAUCUAAGGCACGGGUGCGCUUUAAUCUGAUGGAGCGCAUGCUUCAGCCCUGUGGACCGCCUCCAGAAAAGCUCGAAGAUUAAGCUCAAAUACAAUAAAACUAUAUAUUUAUAAGUCAA